Messenger RNA from Chelonia mydas (Green sea turtle), 1694 nucleotides. It is a transcript of the gene ATP6V0D1, whose product is annotated as ATPase H+ transporting V0 subunit d1. The record is from RefSeq and is a predicted model, not a curated record. Bases 187 to 1242 code for a protein of 351 amino acids. Gene Ontology annotation, molecular function: proton-transporting ATPase activity, rotational mechanism. Gene Ontology annotation, biological process: vacuolar transport; vacuolar acidification; proton transmembrane transport. The transcript is spliced from 8 exons. NCBI's taxonomy places the organism in Eukaryota, Metazoa, Chordata, Testudines, Cheloniidae. Gene Ontology annotation, cellular component: proton-transporting V-type ATPase, V0 domain; vacuolar proton-transporting V-type ATPase complex; plasma membrane proton-transporting V-type ATPase complex.
CUCGGCCAAUGAUUCUCGCACCCUCGGUGCUAGGCUGGUUGGGGGCGGCCCCGCGCGGGGCAUGCCGGGAUCUCUCCCCCUCCCCGCACUCGCCCCUCUCUGUCACGUGAGCGCCGCGCGUGUCACGUGAUUCGCAGCGGCCGGUCCCCCAGUCCCCGGGAGCGAGCCGGGUCCGCGGCCGCCGCCAUGUCGAGCUUCCCCGAGCUCUACUUCAACGUGGACAGCGGCUACCUGGAGGGGCUGGUGCGGGGCUUCAAGGCCGGCGUGCUGAGCCAGGGCGACUACGUGAACCUGGUGCAGUGCGAGAGCCUGGAGGAUUUGAAGCUGCACCUCCAGAGCACGGAUUAUGGGAACUUCCUGGCCAACGAAGCCUCCCCCCUCACUGUGUCUGUCAUAGAUGACAAGCUGAAGGAGAAGAUGGUGGUGGAGUUUCGUCACAUGAGGAACCACGCGUAUGAGCCAUUGGCGAGUUUCCUGGACUUCAUCACUUACAGCUACAUGAUUGAUAACGUCAUCCUGCUGAUCACCGGAACGCUGCACCAGCGCUCCAUUGCGGAGCUGGUGCCCAAGUGCCAUCCUCUAGGAAGCUUUGAGCAAAUGGAAGCUGUGAACAUUGCUCAGACCCCUGCGGAGCUCUACAACGCAAUCUUGGUGGACACGCCCCUGGCUGCCUUCUUCCAGGAUUGCAUAUCCGAGCAGGACCUCGACGAAAUGAACAUCGAAAUCAUCCGAAACACACUGUAUAAGGCAUACCUGGAAUCCUUCUACAAGUUCUGCAAGAUCCUGGGAGGCACAACUGCGGACGCCAUGUGUCCAAUCCUGGAGUUUGAAGCUGACAGGAGAGCCUUCAUCAUCACCAUUAACUCGUUUGGCACGGAGCUCUCCAAAGAGGACCGAGCUAAGCUGUUCCCUCACUGCGGAAAGCUCUAUCCUGAGGGGCUGGCCCAGCUAGCCAGAGCAGAUGACUACGAGCAAGUCAAAACAGUAGCGGACUACUACCCUGAAUACAAACUGCUGUUUGAAGGAGCCGGCAGCAACCCUGGAGACAAAACCCUGGAGGACCGUUUCUUCGAGCAUGAGGUGAAGCUGAACAAGCUGGCUUUCCUCAACCAGUUCCACUUCGGGGUUUUCUACGCCUUUGUCAAGCUAAAGGAGCAGGAGUGUCGCAACAUCGUGUGGAUUGCCGAGUGCAUUGCGCAGCGGCACCGCACCAAGAUUGACAACUACAUCCCCAUCUUCUAACCGCCCUCGGCCCUCCUGCUGCCGCGUGGAGCCCAGUGGAACUGCCCCCCCCCGCCCUCCCCAGUACCUUCUGAAUGGUCACUAGUCCUAGCUCCGGGGAUGGCUCCUCUCUGGCACUGGCUCUGAUGGAAACUGGACAGUCUGUUGUUCCGGAGCUGCCAUUGUUUGCGUGAGUUGUGUGUGCUGUGCGGGUCCAGUGGGCCCUGGGAGGCGAUGUAGCAGGAGGGCUCCAGUCCCUGUAUUAUCAUUGUACCUGUGUCACUGUACUGAUCAGCUGUGUGUGCGUACACUGAGCGAGCCAGUGCUGAUCUCUGAGGGAACUGGCAUCUCUCAGCAAUUAACUCCUUGCUCUAGAGUGACUCAUUAGAUGUGUGUUGCCGGAGUUUAAAUGUCCCCUUUACCAAGGCUAAGACUCGAGCAGUCUAGCUCCAGUAAAGUAUUGUCCCCCAGAG